AUGAAAGUGCCAUUAGAACCUCGGAUGUCUGUUCAACGUGAUGCUGUUCUUGACUUACUUAAACAGCUGGCAUCUGAUAAUGAAGAUUAUUUUAAACAAAUUCACAACCCUUCAAUUUAUAAUAGACGAAUUCUAGAAAGUUGUAAAGAAUUGUGUUCUUCAAUUGACCUCAUUCGCGAAAUAAUUUGUCAACUCCAAAUUGCUUCGCAAAAUUAUGACUACGAUGAAAAUACUCCUGGAAAUGGAUUUCGUUCUCUUAUUUGUAUUAGUGACAUUGUUCUUUUACAUUUAAUUUCGGUUCUUCGAAUCUGCUCAGACAAUCGGACUACAAUUAUGUUUCGUUUAUCGCAUUGUUGUAAGGAAAUUGAGGCUUAUGUGGCUAUUCUUCGCUUUCUUAUUUUGGCAUAUCAACAGGUUGUCUCUUUAUUGGAUGUUUUGGAUAACAACAGCUUGUUCCCACCGCUUAAUAGUGACUAUCAACAAUAUAAUAUAAUGUUUCGUGGAAUUGAAAACCUCGAUGCUUCUUGCUUUUAUGGACGUUCUCUUGGAUUUCAAUUUUCACCUUCUAUUACUCGUAUUUUUCGGGUUAUUGGAUUGAUUUUGGCCACUUAUAGUCUUUCAUGGGAAAGCACUGUGGCUCUAAGCUCUUUAAUUAGAGGCGGCCGGAUGCUUUUGAAUCCAGAACAGCGUGCAAAACACAUUAUUAAGGUUAUUUUGGCAGGUUUUUUAUUAAAAAUAUUUUAA
Molecule: messenger RNA, 744 nt
Organism: Meloidogyne enterolobii
Lineage: Eukaryota; Metazoa; Nematoda; Chromadorea; Rhabditida; Meloidogynidae
Source: the annotation of a GenBank genome assembly